UUCGGUUAAUAUUUCCCUACAGUGGAGGUCAUUGAGCAUUCUAGCGAUAAGGUGCAUCGUCGUCAUCUCCGGAGGAUGAUGUAUGAAGAGGAUCAUAAAAUCUUUUACAAGUUUGUGUACUUAAUUUCUCCCUCAAUAUAGUAUAGGAAUUACCAUUUGAUGUGAUUCUGAUGAGCUUGACAUAGCAUUAAUGGAUCAAGACUUCCUUUAGCAAAUUCCCUGGCUCAUGUGGUCAUUGAUGAGGCCCAGCGUCUUGAAGAUCUAUCCAGUGUAUUGUAUAAUGUCCUCGAAGAACGUUUUAUCUUGCCAAGGCAUCUACUACUGACACACACGCAUAUUCAGAAGCUUUCUGAACUACGGGUGUUGACGCACUUCCUUCAGUUUCCAUGCCACUCGAUGAGUUCCUCUCUAUUUUUAAGGAACCCGGGAAUUUGCUAGCAGGUGGUACAACUGAGGAAAGCUUGCGGUCAUCCAUACCUAUUCUGUAGCAUUGAGCCCAAGCCUUAUGAGGAAGAGGAGCAUUUGGUUCAGGUCUGAAUAUGAUGGAGCUCCUGCUAACCAAGGCCGAUAUACACUGGAUCUCAGCUGUUAUAUAACCCGUGGUGCGAAGACAAGUUUUAAGUAGCCAGCCUGCACGCACACACAGACACAGCACACCACAGUCAUGGCCAUGACUGCUCCAGACACGUCUUGCCUGGUGGGCCCUGUAGCGUUCAAGGACUUGAACUGGAAGGACGAGGGCGAGAUGGUGAUCACCCCACCGGAUGAGAGUGCAGACAUUGUUUCCUCCCUGCCAAGCAACAUAACAGGUCCCAACAUUCAGCUGCGGCAGUACCAGGGCGUGUGGCUGCUAGGCACGGUGGUUCCCGGGCUUGUCUCCCUCCACCGUCGCUUCAGGUCGCGGCCGGGUGAUGUGCUCCUCGCGAGCCCUGCCAAAUCCGGCACUACCUGGAUCAAGGCGCUCACCUUCGCGACCAUGGCACGAUCCUCGUACCCGCCCUCCGCCCCUGACCACCCGCUCCGCCGCCUCAACCCGCACGAGUGCGUCCCCUACAUGGAGGACCUGUUCGUGGACGGCCACGAAGCCAAGCUGGAGGCACUGCCGUCGCCAAGACUCAUGCACACGCACCUGCACUACUCCCUGCUCCCUCGCUCCCUCGCCAACUGCAAGACCGUAUUCGUCUGCAGGGAGCCCAAAGAUAUGAUUGUUUCGCUAUGGCACUACCUGCAUCGCGCUGGAGUGAACUUCUCCUUCUCGGAGGUGUUCGAGUUGACAUGCGAUGGCAAGAACCCCAACGGCCCAUUCUGGGACCACGUCCUGGGAUACUGGAGUGCGAGCAAAGUCAGACCGGAGGGAGUCCUGUUUCUGAGGUAUGAGAAGAUGCUAGUCGAUCCGGUCGGCACCGUCCGAGAGCUCGCGCGGUUCCUGGACGUGCCAUUCUCGGCAGCCGAGGAGAUGGCGGAGUUGCCGAUGGAAAUUGGCAAGCUGUGCAGCAUAGACAUCAUGAGAGGCCUCCAAGGGAACAAAACAGGAAGCAUUGGGCAGUUCAAGUUUGCGCACCAAAGCUUUUUCAGGAAAGGGGUUGUGGGGGACUGGGUGAACCAUAUGACGCCUGAGAUGGCCCGCCGCAUGGAUGCCAUUGUUGAGGAAAAGCUCCGGGGAUCGGGGCUCACCUUCACGUCUUGACUCGGGUGCACGACACAGGGAGCUCGCGCAUGACAGCGGAAGCAGCUACCGCUCCAUGAUCAUGUCCCCGCGCUCUGAGCUCUCAGCUCCCGUCCCUGAACUGCAAGCUCUUGUAGCAGUGCGAGUCGACAGUGUCUAUCGGUCCAGUGUGUAUUGGCAGUAGGCCCUUGCUGUUUCCCUUCAUCGUGAUAGCUCCGCGAACUGUGUGCUGCAGCGAAGAACUGCUAUCUACGUUAGUUGAUA
Molecule: messenger RNA, 1930 nt
Organism: Lolium rigidum
Lineage: Eukaryota; Viridiplantae; Streptophyta; Magnoliopsida; Poales; Poaceae
Product: cytosolic sulfotransferase 8-like
Exons: 7
Coding region: 665-1687 (340 amino acids)
Biological process (GO): sulfation
Cellular component (GO): cytoplasm
Molecular function (GO): sulfotransferase activity
Source: RefSeq, a predicted model, not a curated record